Messenger RNA from Akanthomyces muscarius, 1179 nucleotides. RefSeq lists its product as uncharacterized. Gene Ontology annotation, molecular function: methionyl-tRNA formyltransferase activity. The record is from RefSeq and is a predicted model, not a curated record. Gene Ontology annotation, biological process: biosynthetic process; conversion of methionyl-tRNA to N-formyl-methionyl-tRNA. Bases 1 to 1179 code for a protein of 392 amino acids. The transcript has 4 exons. Gene Ontology annotation, cellular component: mitochondrion. Lineage: Eukaryota; Fungi; Ascomycota; Sordariomycetes; Hypocreales; Cordycipitaceae.
AUGGUGCACAAUUUGCGCCGCGCGGUGCCCUCCAUGCUAGGCGUCUGCCGCCAGUCCAUCAAGGCAUGUGCUCAGCACGCCGACACCACCAUCAUCCACAGCCGGAGCUUCACCAGUUCCAAUGUGCUCAGCAAAGCGCAAUCCGAUGCCUUGCGGAUAUUAUUCUGCGGGUCUGACACGUUUAGCUGCGAAUCGCUCAAGGCGCUGCACACAGAGCACCAGCGGAACAAGGCGCUGGUGGAGCAGCUCGAGGUGAUGGUGCUGCCGGGGAAAAGGAUGGGAAGAGGCUACAAAGAGAUUGCUCAAGUGCCCUGUAAAGACCUUGCGCAAGAGUUGGGGCUGAAGAUUCACGAGAAAGAGACGUUCCGAGGCUGGAAGCUUCCUCAAGGUAUCAAUCUGGUUGUUGCCGUGUCAUUUGGGCUCUUUGUGCCCCCUCGGAUCCUCUCCUCCGCAAGAUACGGGGGCCUGAACGUCCACCCUUCACUACUGCCUCACUUACGCGGGCCGGCACCAAUCCACCACGCCUAUCUCCGCGGGGAUCAGUAUACCGGCGUCUCCCUGCAGACGCUUGAUCCCACGGCCUUUGACCACGGCACCAUCCUUGCGCAGACGCCCGCGCCCGGCGUGCGCAUACCCAAAAACCAGAAGUUUCCCGACCUCAAGCGCGACCUGGCCGUCCGCGGCGCCGCGAUGCUGGUCCAGGGCCUGCGCGACGGCGUGCACGUCCCGCCGCACGAGGCCGUCGCCGGCUGGGCACCCGGCGGCGCGGCGGCGCUCGUGCACGCGCCCAAGAUGACCAAGGCAGACACGGAAGUAGACUGGAAGACGUGGCGAGCGGACGAUGCGGUGAGGCGGCUCAGCGCGUUUGGCGCCGUGUGGACGUGUGCCGUUGGGGCAGACGGCAGCAAGGAUGCGGGCUUGGUCAAGAGGGUGCUGCUCACAGAGGCCAAGGCGGUCACCGACGCUGCCGCGGAGGCGAAUUCUACGCAGGAGCAGCUCAUCUGGGUGACUGACAAGGUCAAGAAGCACGUUCGGGUCAAGGUCGAUGCGGGAUCCGGCAGGUGCUACUUUGAGUUUGGCGAUGGGACGUGGCUGGAGGUGGAAAAGGCAAAGAUGGAGGGCGAAGGCGAAAAGAAGGCCGCAGUCGCGCUGAGGACGCUUCUCGGAACCCCUCCUUAG